AGUAGACGUGUUAAAUCGUUUGCAACUCAUCAAAUUAGCGUGACUUCUCUCGGAAACCCGAUUAUUUAAUCGCCUGCAAGACGCUCUUUUUGUUAUUACUUUGAUCGCAUUGGUAUAUAGGAAAAACACCGUUUGAGAAGCAGACAAAACUCAAGAUGAGCUUCAAUUUUAAUGAACACGGUCGCACAUUCACUGACAACAAUGGCAAUAAUUCUUUGAUCGAUUUUAACAAUAUGGUAAGUUAUGUUAACUUGUUUAGUUUUUAUGUAACUGUUUCAUCAAUUUGAUGAGUGUUGCCCCAUCAAUUAUUGAGUAGGUAUAUGAUAACUACUAAGUAACGAGGUGUAAGUCUACUUUACCGGACACCCAUUGUUUUUAAAUUUUUCUUUUUUUAAACCAUGUGUUUUUCCACGCUGAUUUCGAAACUAUUUAAUUUUUUUUUUUUACGGAAAUCAUCGAAGAAGCUUGAAAUUUGUCGUUAAUAUGGUUUGAGCUUAUAUACCUAUUUAUUUUCUAUUUGUUUAUCUAGAAUUGACCGUUGUUCAUUGGGAAACGAGUUACUUAUACUAACUAUGGUAUCGAGUUCGAUAUCACGCCCAAUGCGCAGUAAAUCUUUGCACAUUUUUUGGAAUAAAAAAAUAACAUCUAAUUUCCGUAUGUGAUUUAAAUAUUUUUAUUUCGCCAAAAUUGAUUUUUCACUUUUCUUUAAUACCUACCCGACAUGGUUUUAAACAACAAAUCGAGGGUUAUUUACAAUAAAAAAGUACUACAAUAAUUUAACUACACAUAGAAAAAUAUUUAACUUGGUACCCCAGUUCUUACACCUAACGCGUUACCCAAUUUCGCCACGGUCAAUUCUAAAUAAAUGAAUGGAAAAUAAAUAGGUAUUUAAGCCAAAAUCGUAAUAAUAACGAACUUCCAUAACUUCUUUAAUAAUGAUUUCAUCAUUAUUAUCAUUUAUGGUUUUUCAUGAAAAAAAAUUCAAAAAGUUGCGUAAUCAGCAUCAAAAAAUAUAUGGUUUAAAAAUAAAAAUAAAAGGUGUCCGGUAAAGUGAACUUGUUCGAAUUUAAGUAGACUAAAGCCUUGAUUAGCAUAUUUGUUUCCAAUGAUUUUUUUUUUAAUUUGUUACUUGUAAAAAUAUUAAAUAAUGUGUAACUGUAAAAAUAUCUACCUAUUUGAUAGUUAUUAUUUUUUUGAAAACAAUAUUAUUCUGAAAGUAGUAAUAAUAAAAAAUAGCUAAGGGUGUUAAAAAGCAAAAUACGCAAAAUACUGUAUCUACAAUUAGAACCAUUGGAGUAUUGAAUUAUGUUUACCUAAGGCGCCAAGAUUUAUACAAGUCAACCACUGGCCACCAAUUAAUUUUGUUUGAAUACACCCAAUAAAAAGCCUGUACAUUCUAGCAUGAUUUUCUUUUUCAUUAAUCUUUAUAAAAUUUGAUUACUUUUCAAUUAUUGUUAAACUAUUAAAAAAUAGAAAUGUCUUACCUUACUCACUUAUCCACCUAAAUUUAGAUGGAGUCGUGGUUCCUCAAAAAUAUUGUCAACCUCCAACUGAUUGAACCCUCAUUUUAAUUUUCUUUUUUUUUUGUCAUGCAAAUGCUUUUAUAUAGCAGCAUUAGGUAUACAAUAUGGUGACUUCAAAAGUGUUUUGCAGACAGAAAUCUUUUUAGGAGAGUUUAAAUAAAUUGGGUGUCAGACUGCUAGAUCAACUCGUGUAAUAAUCACCUAUUAGGUGUUUAAUAUUUUCAUAUUUCCUAUAAACCUAAAUAAAUGUAUUAUUAAUUUGUUCGCUAUAGAAAUAAUUGGUGACAUCUCUACUAUAAAUUUUAUUCUGUCCUGGAUUGCCUUUCCUAUAAGUUCUUAUAUACUACGUAAAUUCUACUUACAUUAAUAUGCCUGAUUACAACAUUUAAUUGCACUUUGUCACAAAGUAGUAGAAAGAUCAUAAAUAUUGUAAAUAUUUAAUGUUCUACAAGGUACCUGAAGUACUUAAAGGAACCUUUUGUCUAGGUUUAGUUUUUUAUUUGAUACCUGAAAGGAAAAAGACAUUCUCAAUUUAUUUAAAUUUUUCAAUUGAAGCAAUUUAUAUUUUUUUUUAACAGUCUACUUAAUUUUAACCUAUUUAUUUAUUGUAUCUUAUCUAGUAGUUGUUUAAGGAUAAAUUGGUGUUUAAUGCUUAUUCAAAUGUUUAAUAUCUGUGGUUAUUUUAUUAUUAUUAUAAAUAACUGACUUAAUCACAAAGUACACAGGUAUGUAACCAAAAUUUUCUUUUUAUUGAGGAGAGGGGGUUCAAACAUAAUCUGUAGAAAAUCAAAGUACCAAGGCUCCAUCGACUCCCUGGCCACGUGUCUGGAAGUACAUUCUAUAUCGGGGGUGGCCACUAAUCUUAAUUUUGAGCCGCAAAUUUAUGAAGCUAAUUCGAGGCAAGCCACAUAGUAAAGCAAUGUUUAUAAAAUGAAGACACAUUUUUCAUUUUAAAUCAAAUGAAGGAACAUUUAUUUUUUACACUACACAAAACAUAAUUAUUAAUAUUAUUGUUGUUUUACUUAUGAAAAGUGCUUUUUCGAGUGUUCAUUUUUUCUGCAAGUUUUUUGAAAUCCAGCUGAUAUUUAUAAGUGCAGCUCACAUAAGUUCACUUAAAUGUUCCUAAUGGAAUUAUAUAUUUAUUAAUUUUAGUUUAAACUUGGUUCAAGAACCACGUGAAACUGAUUUAAGACCCGCAUGUGGCUCGCGAGCCUCGUUGUGGCCACCCCUGUUCUACAUCGAAAAAUAAAAUCUGUUCAUAUAAUUCAAGUAUACAAUAUUUUUACUGAAUGAACCAGAAUUGCAACCUUUAUAGCCUGAUAAGAUCUUUUGACUCGGUAGGUAGUCAUUUGGUUUAAUUCGUUCACAUGAACGAAAUAAAUGAUAAUGAAUUGAAUCAUUCAAAUAACUUGUUGCCUUUUUUAAGAGAAAAUGAAGCAGCAAUUCAUAUUCAAUAUCUUUUGAGUUACUUACUAUCCUCUUUAUUUGAGCUAUCCAAUUAUUGACAUACAUAUUAAUGAAAAUAUGAACUUUUUUUCAGGAUGAUGGGCCUGAAUUGUCACCAGAAAUGGAAGCCCAAUGCCAAGCAUUAUCUGACAGCAUUACAGCAAAAGAUAUCCUUUUUUCACUACAUCAUUUUUAUUUUAAAUACGUUUUAACAUUGUUAUAACAGGAUUGCUGCCUGGAAAACCUAGAAAUAUCAGGAAAUUUUAAAUUUGUUUAUUAGCUUAUUAGCUUUAGUAUAUUCUUUUACACCAUGCACAAGUGUAGUGGGUAUGUCAAUGACAUAUUAUUAAUAUUUUAUUAAAUACUCUCACUAGAAACUAGAUCGCAUCACUCGGUUUAAAUUUUUCCGUUACAUUGUUUAUGUAGUUAUUUAUAGAAAAUGUUUGAUAUUUUUCUGUGAUAACAUAUUGAUCACAUAUUUAACAAAAUAUAGAUAAGAAAGUAUUUUGCUGAGAGUUUAUUCUCAGAAGUUCUUGAAUCUGAUAUCUUUUUUAUUUCAUUUGAUGAAUCACUUUACAAAAUAUCUCUAAAAGAGCAAAUGGAUAUAUAUAAUAAUGAGAUUUUGAUGCAAGUCUUCUAAUAAAGUAACAUCAUGUUUUGAGCACACAACUACAAUUAAGGUAUUAAAAGUUUUGAAAAUUUUCAAAAAAUUUUACUAUAAUAAAAUUAUACAAUUUUUAUUGACAUUAAAGUUUUAAUUUAAUGACCUUAAAAAUGGAAUUGACUAAUUCACCCAACAUCAGUAAAUUAUAUAUCCUAUAAAAAAAAAAAAAAAAAAAACCUUUUAUUUCUUUUAUAUAUAUAUAGGUAUAUAUUAUCUUUAAAAAGUAUUCUGGAAAAUCAAGAAAUUUUGAUAUCUGAGGUCUAUAGCAAUUCUGAAAAGUUUGAUAAUAACAUAGAUUAAACUUGGAGUAUUUUAGCAUGCAAAUGCUCGAAGUCACUAACCUUAUUGAUUAUUAUAAUAAAAUUAUUAAAAUUUCUUAACUGAUAUAUGAAUACUAGAUGCUUUGGAUCAUUCUAAGUUUAUUGAUUUUGGAAAAGUCAAUUUUGAAGAUUUUUUCCAAAAACGUUCUUCAAAAAAAUGAAAUCAUUCAACAACAAUAUAACAUUUUUAUCUUUUUUUUUUAUUUAGAUUCCGUAAAAACAUGAUUUUUUGGUUCUUAAAUGUGCAUAAUAAUCAAUUUUAUACAUUUUAUGUAUUAGAUUUCUAACUGAUAAAAAUCUUAGAAAAAAAAAACAUGUAUAUGUUUAUAAAAUAGCUAUA
Molecule: messenger RNA, 4293 nt
Organism: Cinara cedri
Lineage: Eukaryota; Metazoa; Arthropoda; Insecta; Hemiptera; Aphididae
Source: the annotation of a GenBank genome assembly